Molecule: messenger RNA, 3328 nt
Organism: Columba livia (rock pigeon)
Lineage: Eukaryota; Metazoa; Chordata; Aves; Columbiformes; Columbidae
Gene: BEGAIN
Product: brain enriched guanylate kinase associated
Exons: 7
Coding region: 704-2596 (630 amino acids)
Cellular component (GO): synapse
Source: RefSeq, a predicted model, not a curated record
UGCUGUCAGAGGAUCAAUGGGAGCCCGGACACAGCGGCAGGCAGAGGGACCUGAGGUGUUAUCAGAGUUGUCAGCUGCAGCCCGUGUACAGAGCAGUGAAAGGGUUAACAAAAAGCCUCCAUGUAUUCAGAUGCUAAUUGUCAAGAUAGUGUAUUACUUGAGGAAAGUAAUUUGAUUACUCCAAACUCCCACUAAGGAGGCGAGCUUGUGUCCUUUCCAUCUGCCAGGCUCUGAGAAAGAUGAUGAAUUGAACUCAAAACGCACGUGUGAUGAAGUCACCGCCAUUCCCCAGCCAGCAGCGCCCCGCUGCCGUGCCCACCCUGUGGAGGGGAGCUCCGCAUUUCAACUUUUCCUUUGAAACCCAGGAGGCACAAUAACCUGUUACUCGCUGCCGCUCGCUCUUUUUUUUUUUUUUCCUUUUUUUUUCCCUCCCCAUUUUCUGCCUCAGCGCUACAACUGAGUCAUUCUGUUGCCCAUGGCUCGUGGGUAUACAGUGCUCCUGCAGCGUGCUGCAUUAUUCCCCAGUUCAUCUGUCAAUGUUAUUUUCGGCUAAUGCAGAUGUGGGGUUCACUUACCAUCGCUUUGUAGACACUUGUCGAAAACCAUUUGGAAAGCCUUAACUAUGCAUAAAUCCGCAGAGUGAAUGUUUUCUUUCAUUCACUUGCUCCUAUUAUUUUAUUUCUUGUAGGCCUCUGCGGCAGAGAUGGAGAAAAUAAGGGUACGAAAUUCCUGGGUGCCAACCUGCCUAUGGCAACCUAGAAUUCUCCAGGGCAGGCUCGCAAAAUCUUCACCUACUCUCUGGGACAGCACUUUGCAAGAACAGAAGGGGGAAUUACGAAAGCGUCUGUCAUACACUACCCAUAAGCUGGAAAUGCUUGAAACGGAGUUUGAUUCUACACGUCAGUAUCUUGAAAUAGAACUGAGACGUGCUCAGGAAGAACUUGAAAAAGUAACUGAAAAACUGAGAAGGAUACAAAACAAUUACCUAGCCUUACAAAGAAUUAAUCAGGAUCUGGAGGAUAAACUUUACAGAAUGGGUCAACAUUACGAAGAGGAAAAACGGGCUUUGAGCCAUGAAAUAAUUGCACUCAAUAAUCACUUAAUAGAGGCCAAGGUGACAAUAGAUAAGUUGUCAGAAGACAAUGAACUCUAUAGGAAGGACUGCAAUUUAGCUGCUCAGUUGCUCCAGUGCAGCAAGAAUUACGACAGGGCACAUAAGCUUUCGGAGUUGCCAUCCGAAUUUCAGGAAAGAGUCAGCAUCCAUCUGGAAAAACACGGCUGCAGCCUUUCUGUCCCCUUGUGCCACACAUCAUACGCUGAUACCAUACCCACUUGUGUCAUUGCCAAAGUACUGGAAAAACCAGAUCCAAACAGCUUGUCUUCACACUUGUCAAGCCCAUCUACAAGGGAUUUUCAGGACUCUACUGGAAAACUUGGACAAAGGCCCCAGUACAAGUCAGACAUCUACUGCAGUGACACCGCCCUUUACUGCCCAGAGGAGAGGAGAAGGGAGAGGAGACAGAGCGUGGACACACAGGUGAAAGAUGUGGGGUUCCUGAGGUCCCAGAACUCCACAGACAGCACCGUUGAAGAAGACGGUUUCCAUUCCAGCUUCUCUCAUGAAGCCUUCCCAGAGUACAUUACCUCCCUGCCAACCUCCAGCUCCUAUUCCAGCUUCAGCGUCACCUCCGAGGAGAAGGAGAAUGCCCAAGCCAACACUCUGACGGCCUCUCAGCAAGCGAUCUACAUGAGUAGCCGAGAUGAACUGUUUGAAAGAAAGUCACCUGCAGGUUACGAGCAUCAGGGAAGUCCUAGGUUUGCCAAGUCCAAACCUGCGCAGCACAUGGAGCUUGCCGAUGACAAUGAGAACUCACCCAGUUUUACUAGGACUCUGUCUCCUUAUGCGAAUGAACCUUUUCAUUUCUCAGCCAUAACACCACAGCAGGCUUUAGCAAACCAGAAAAUGAGGAAUGAAUGCAGGGGCACCCACCUUUCAGAAGAAGACUUGCCUGGGCGAUGGAGGCAAUUGAGUGUGGAGGACAUUGGUGCAUACUCUUACAGAAACACUGGCAGGCUGUCACCCUGUAGCUUUUCGGAGCAGUACUACAGCAGCCCAAUUAAGAAGGGAGACAGCUGCACAAGCCCCAUCUAUGCUAGUUACAAAGCAGAUAGCUGCUCAGAAGGAGACGAUAUCUGCCAAAGCAGACUUGUGGAUUCUUGCUUCCUGAGAACAGACAGUGGUCUGAAUAUUGACAUCAGCACUAGCUGUAAACAGGAAAAAUUGCCCACUUACAAAACAAAAGAAUCAAGAGACCAAAAAAAUGAAAGGAUCACCGUCCAGUUAUGCAGUAGCAAAAACAUCGAAAAUAGCCCAGUAUUGAAAAGAGAAUACGUGGACGUGAGCCCCAACAGUUCAGCAGAGUCCCUCAACCAGAGUUCAGUGGAGGCUUCAGAAAUCCACCAGUCUUCCAUGGAGCAAGGAAGCCAUUCGGGUAUUCACAGCAAACAGCAGCAGUUUCAACGGACUGGGAGUACUGGUUUGAGUCGGAAGGACAGCCUUACAAAAGCACAAUUAUACGGAACCCUUCUGAACUAGGCAUCUUCCAAAACGGCAAUAAGACAACAAACAAAAGGAAGCAAACAGCAUUUGAUACUUCUGAUGAACAAUAAGGUUCUAAGAAACAGGAUUAUUAUAAAGUAUAUAUUCAUAAUGGUACUAUAUGUUUAAAAAAAAAUCUCUUCAAAAAUGUUACACAGCACUUUUCACUUAACAUCCUUUCCACAUGGGAGACUGUCCCCUCCCCUCUUUUAUAAACCUGAAAUAUUUUUAUAAACAAAAUGGUAUUUAUUAGACUAUCCUAAGCUAUUUGAGCAGAAUUCUUUUCCCUUCAAGCAGCUUUCUUAUUUAUUUUUGUGCAUGAGGCCAUCUGUGCCUAUACUCUUGGAGGAAAAGGGUAAAAUCAUGACGGCGGUGAUAAAAAAUAAAUCCACCCGACAAAAUACCAUAAAAUGUCAUGUGAAAACAAAACAAAAAAGAAUGGUGAAUUUGAAUAAGUAUAUUUUUUAACAAGAAUGGAAUUGUAUCUUAAAUUAUUUCAUACAAAUGUAUUUAUGAGUGACUAAUGUAUGCACAAAGUGAUACUAAUAUUUUGUUCUUUUAAUCCACUGUGUUUCUGCUUUCCUAUUUUUCCUUGUAUACUACCUCAAAAGUAAUUGAGGGUUUCUUUGUCACAUUUUCUGUAGGCUUGCAUUUAUAUUGUCUAAAAUGCAUGCAGUGUCAUAAUUAAUACUGUAUUUUGCAUUACUUAAUAAAAGACACCAGUGGAUA